GUAAGGGGUGAUGAUGCUGAUGACCCAACUACAUACCUCAUGACAUUUGGUGAUGGAGCUGCAAGAUAUUUGCCUCUUCCUACAAAACUUGUUUUGCAAAAGAAGAAGGCAAAAGAAGGCAGGUCUGGGGACGACGUAGAACAUUUUCCAGUGCCCUCAAGAAUUACUGUGAGGAGGAAAUCAGCUGUUGCUGUUAUAGAAAAUAAGGAGCUUGAAGAAAUAUCUAGAAAACAUGAAAAAGCAGAUGAUCGAAAUUCAAAGCGGCAAAGAUCUUUUGAUGAUGAUGACGACAUGGAAAGACAGCAUAAAUAUAUGCAUACAGAUGGAGAUCAGUUCAGUGGGGAGGAUGACAUGUCCGAUUAAUAAAAAAGAAAAAGGAAGCAAUGCAUCAAUGUUACCUGACGCAAGAAACGUCGAACCGGCACAGAGAAUUAUCCAAAAUUCUCUGAUAUUUGAAGACAAUGCUGGAAUUAUACCAGCCAACAGCAGUAUAACUGCAUGGUGCGCCGGGCUGGUGGUAGUUUUUCCUC
This is a messenger RNA of Ananas comosus (pineapple), 530 nucleotides long. Its product is annotated as protein PAF1 homolog. The transcript has 3 exons. The annotation marks the transcript as partial. Gene Ontology annotation, molecular function: RNA polymerase II complex binding; chromatin binding. The record is from RefSeq and is a predicted model, not a curated record. NCBI's taxonomy places the organism in Eukaryota, Viridiplantae, Streptophyta, Magnoliopsida, Poales, Bromeliaceae. Gene Ontology annotation, cellular component: Cdc73/Paf1 complex. Gene Ontology annotation, biological process: transcription elongation by RNA polymerase II.